Messenger RNA from Perkinsus marinus ATCC 50983, 1623 nucleotides. RefSeq lists its product as hypothetical. NCBI's taxonomy places the organism in Eukaryota, Perkinsozoa, Perkinsida, Perkinsidae. The record is from RefSeq and is a predicted model, not a curated record. Bases 1 to 1329 code for a protein of 442 amino acids. The transcript has 4 exons.
AUGACUGAGGAAAGAUAUGAGACCUUUACUGCUACAUUAAGGGCAGCAUUAAUGGUAUUCCCACCUAGUCAUAUAUUUGUAUGUGAUAAUGGUGUAUCACCAAUACCUGUAGAUGAUAAUCAAUGGGCUACUCAACAGGUACAUCCUGAUAUUAACUAUUUAUAUGUACCUGAGGGUAAUAAGACAUUUGCCUUUUAUUGGUGUAAUAAAUAUUGGAUACCUUAUCUUGUCCAAAAUGGUAGAGUAACCGACUUCAAAUAUGCUGUUAUUAUUGAUGAUGAUGUACCUCUACCACCAGAUCUACAUAUACCACAUCAGUUAUUGGAUCAGAACCCCAAUAUUAAGGCUGUACAUUUCCCUAUUACUGCUACUACACCUGAUGGUAAACCUAAUCUAUUGGUACAAUGCCAGGAUAUUGAGUAUAAGAUUGCUGGUCUCCAUAAACUAUUCCAGGCUACUCUUGCUCGUUCAUUAAGUUGUCAUGGUGCAGUAGCCUUAUGGGAUAGGGAAACACUUGAUGAGAUAUUCUAUGAGCAUGAUACUGUAUUUAAUGGUGAGGAUAUGUAUAUGGGUCUAUCAUUAUUGAGGAAGAGAGAUGACUCUAAGAUUAUAUCAUCAGCUCAGGCUAUUGUACCAACCUAUGCACCAGAUAAUUGGGGUAUGCUAUUUAGACAACGGGUUAAGUCUUGGGAUGUGACAUCUCAUAAGAAGAGUUUUACCUAUAUAUGGGAGAUUAUUAAUCCUAGAGGUUGGUGUCAUCUCGCCAGUUGGGUAUUGAAACCAUACUUCCUACAGGAGUUACUAACGAUCGUAUUAGAUUGGCUACGUAUAUUCCUAUUAUGUGGCCUUAUAAUACGUGAUUGGGUUAGUUUCCUAUUUAUGUUUGUUAUAUUCACAGGCCUUAUAUACGUUAUGGUAGUCCUAUUUGAGAUAGUCAUAUUAAGGGAUCGGCAUGAUCUUCGUUCCUCGUUCUGUGCUUGUAUUACCUUCCCAUGGUAUCGUUUAUCAUCAUUAAUAUUCCGUGUUGGUGCAUUACUACAGAAUCUAUUAGUAUACUCUCAUAUUAGGAAGGGUAUCAAGAUACGUGUACGUGAAGAUGAGAUUAGAGAUAUACCACCAUGCCCACCAUCACCAGAUGUUGAUUGGUUUACGGUAUGGACUGGAGAGGUACCUGAGGAUGAACAAGUACCAGAGUCUACCAUACCAGAGGAAGAAGAGAAUAAUAAUGAUGAUGGUGAUUAUAGUCAAUCACAGUUGAAUACGGAAGAGAUUGUCGUCGUCGCUCCGCCCUCUCUUGGUACCACCAACGGCAGCGGUAGCGGGCAAUGAAACAACAACAUAUCUACACUCUAACAAGAACAACAACUCUAUGAUCAUCAUCAUCAUUAUCGGCUUGCUUCUCCAUCUUGUUGUUAUUUAGAUAUGUUAAUAACAACACCACUAAAGGGUGAUUACUACGUGUAUUAUGAAGAUGUCGAUACUAUUUCCUGUGUGUAGCCUUCUCGUUCCUCAUUAGUUCCUGUUACUACUUUGUGAGUAGUCGUUGAGAUGAGGUUAUGGUGGUCGUUAGAUAUAUCCUAUGGUCACCAUCAAUCAUCCUUUCUCAACUCAAGUCUUCUCCUU